This is a messenger RNA of Aureobasidium subglaciale EXF-2481, 576 nucleotides long. RefSeq lists its product as uncharacterized. Bases 1 to 576 code for a protein of 191 amino acids. The record is from RefSeq and is a predicted model, not a curated record. Gene Ontology annotation, biological process: tRNA 5'-leader removal. Gene Ontology annotation, cellular component: ribonuclease P complex. The transcript has 2 exons. NCBI's taxonomy places the organism in Eukaryota, Fungi, Ascomycota, Dothideomycetes, Dothideales, Saccotheciaceae.
AUGGUCCGAUUGAAGCACCGCUACCUGCUCGUCAACAUCCUAUACCCCGAGUCCGAGACCCCCACCAAGCCCGCGACAAAAGACGGCCAGGUUCCAGAUAUCGUAUCCUUCCGUCGACCCUCUUCGGACAAACUUAAUGCGCAAUUGCUGGCCCGCAUCAUCAGAGAUGGCGUGACAGAUUUGUUCGGAGACUAUGGAAGUGGCAUGAUUGCUAGUAGUCUUGUAGUGAAAUACCUUUCGCCUGCUACAAGUACAGCAAUCGUACGAGUUUCCCGCGCCCAUUACCGGCUCGUAUGGGCAGCCCUCAGUUUCGUCACUCAUCUGCCCCGGCCCAUUGAUCAAGCCUGUGUAAUUCAGAUUGUCAGAGUGUCUGGAACCAUCCGCAAGGCCGAAGAGGAGGCCAUAAGAAGAGCAAAAGCUGCCAUCCUGCGAGCAACAGCAAGAGAAAAGGGCUCGGAGUUUGCACUUGACAAGAUGCUUGGAAGUGCUGGUGCACUAGCCAACACAAGACCAGGGGCUCAGAUGGGCAUUGAAAGCGACAGUGAAGAUGGAGAAGAUGAGAUGGAUGAGGAUUGA